UUUUAGAGAGAGAAACCUAGACAAACAACGUGUACUAUCCAUCUAUACUUUACACACAUAUAUAAACAUAAAAAGAGGUUUUUGUGUUGUGCUUCCUGUCUGCAAAAUAGGUGCUUCAAACUAAAAACCCUAGCUUUCUUACAUGUGAUGCUCCUAGGGCCUAGGAUAAAUUAAUUUAGUCCUGGAAGUCCGAAAGAAGUCUGCUCAAAGCUUUCAGAAAUCAAAAUUGUAGACAACAAGUGUUUUGAAUAAAGUCACUCCCCAGGCGAUCAGAUAAUUAUAUAUUCCAUAUCAGUUUGAGUUCGUUCUCCACCCACUAUAUCUUGGUCAAUACUCAGAAUUUUGCACUGGAGCACUUCGGGAUCCCGGGAGCAGGUACCAUGUCAUCUCUGAGUCGGGAACUAGUUUUCCUGAUACUGCAAUUCCUUGAUGAGGAAAAAUUUAAGGAUACCGUUCACAAGUUGGAACACGAGUCUGGCUUUUACUUCAACAUGAAAUACUUUGACGAGCUAGUUCAAGCUGGUGAGUGGGAUGAAGUUGAACGCUAUUUAUGUGGCUUUACAAAAGUUGAGGACAAUCGCUACUCAAUGAAGAUAUUUUUUGAAAUCAGGAAACAAAAAUAUCUAGAAGCCCUUGAUAGGAAUGACCGGCCUAAAGCUGUUGAUAUUCUCGUAAAGGAUUUGAAAGUGUUCUCCUCUUUCAAUGAAGAUCUUUUCAAGGAAAUCACGCAACUACUUGCUCUAGACAAUUUCAGGCAAAAUGAGCAGCUCUCCAAGUACGGGGAUACAAAAUCAGCGCGCAGCAUUAUGCUUGUUGAACUCAAAAAGCUUAUAGAGGCGAAUCCAUUGUUUCGUGAGAAACUCGCCUUUCCAACUUUCAAAGCCUCACGGUUGCGGACAUUGAUUAAUCAAAGUCUUAAUUGGCAGCACCAACUUUGCAAGAACCCACGUCCAAACCCUGAUAUUAAGACACUUUUUAUUGAUCAUACUUGUGCUUCUAGCAAUGGAGCUCGUGCUCCUCCACCUGCUAAUAGCCCUCUUGCUGGACCUGUUCCAAAAGCUGGGGUUUUUCCACCUCUUGGAGGUCAUAACCCGUUCCAGCCGAUUGUUUCUCCUUCUGCAAGUGCAAUCGCAGGUUGGAUGUCGAGUCCCAAUCCUUCCAUGCCUCAUGCUGCUGUUGCAUCUGCCCCCCCUGGUCUUGUCCAGUCCCCUGGUGCAGCUGCAUUCCUGAAACAUCCCAGAACGCCUCCUGGUGGUCCUGGGUUGGAGUACCAAAUGGGUGAUUCAGAGCACCUAAUGAAGCGUAUGCGCACUGGUCAAUCUGACGAGGUGUCCUUCUCCGGUCAUCCUCCUCAUAUGUACUCAACUGAUGAUCUUCCAAAAGCUGUUGUGCGGAUCCUUAACCAAGGGUCAAAUGUCAUGAGCAUGGAUUUCCAUCCACAGCAGCAGACUGUUCUUUUAGUUGGUACUAAUGUCGGUGAUAUUAGCAUCUGGGAAGUUGGAUCUCGUGAAAGGUUAGUCCAUAAAACAUUCAAGGUGUGGGAUUUGUCAGCUUGUUCAAUGCCAUUGCAGACUAAUUUGGUAAAAGAUGCAACAAUAUCCGUCAACCGGUGCAUAUGGGGCCCGGAUGGAUCUAUACUCGGCGUCGCUUUCUCGAAGCAUAUAGUUCAGAUAUAUGCAUACAAUCCAGCGGGAGAGUUGAGACAGCACUUAGAAAUUGAUGCUCACAUUGGAGGUGUAAAUGAUAUUGCUUUUUCUCAUCCCAAUAAGCAACUGUGCAUUGUUACAUGCGGCGAUGACAAAACAAUAAAGGUGUGGGAUGCUGUAUCUGGACGAAGACAAUUUAUAUUUGAGGGUCACGAAGCUCCUGUUUAUUCUGUAUGCCCUCACUUUAAAGAAAAUAUACAGUUCAUCUUCUCCACUGCAAUUGAUGGGAAAAUUAAAGCAUGGCUAUAUGAUUGUUUGGGGUCCAGAGUAGAUUAUGAUGCCCCUGGACACUGGUGCACCACAAUGGCUUAUAGUGCUGAUGGAACCAGGCUUUUCUCUUGUGGGACAAGCAAAGAAGGUGAAUCCCACCUAGUUGAGUGGAAUGAAAGUGAAGGAGCUAUUAAAAGGACAUACUCUGGAUUUAGGAAACGGUCAUUAGGUGUUGUUCAGUUUGACACAACUAGGAAUCGUUUUCUAGCUGCUGGUGAUGAAUUUCAAAUAAAGUUCUGGGACAUGGACAAUAAUAACAUUCUGACAGUUAUCGAUGCUGAGGGUGGAUUGCCUGCAAGUCCUAGAUUGAGAUUUAACAAGGAAGGUUCCUUACUGGCUGUAACAGCCAAUGAAAAUGCCAUCAAGGUUAUUGCUAAUUCAGAUGGGCAACGUAUGUUGAGGAUGCUGGAAGGCAGAGCAUUUGACAGCUCUCGUGGUUUUCCAGAAGCAGUCAAUAUUAAACCUCCAUUUUCUGGGUCCCUAGGCCCUAAUGUUUCCAACCCUAUACAACCAGUCCUAGAUCAUUCCGAAAGAAUGCAGACCCCAUUAUCCAUUGGCAAUCUUGCUGCUGCUGAGAGUAGCAAGAUGGCUGAUACUAAGCCAAAGAUUUUGGAAAAUGCUGACAAAAUGAUAGCCUGGAAGUUUCCAGAUGUAACAGAAUCAACUCAACUAAGGGCUAUUCGAUUGCCUGAUCCAUUGUCAGCUAGUAAGGUUGUUCGUUUAAUCUACACAAAUUCUGGGUUAGCUUUGCUUGCCCUUGCUUCCAAUGCUGUUCAUAAGCUCUGGAAAUGGCAGCGCAGUGAACGUAAUCCGUCAGGGAAGUCUACAGCAUCUAUCAUGCCCCAGUUGUGGCAGCCAUCAAGUGGCGCUCCUAUGUCUAAUGAUAUAAAUGAAGCUAAACCAGCUGAAGAAUCUGCUGCGUGCAUUGCUUUAUCAAAAAAUGAUUCUUAUGUGAUGUCUGCAUCAGGCGGGAAAGUGUCGCUGUUCAACAUGAUGACCUUCAAGGUCAUGACAACAUUUAUGCCCCCUCCUCCAGCAGCCACCUAUCUAGCAUUCCAUCCCCAGGACAACAAUGUUAUUGCCAUUGGAAUGGAUGAUUCUACUAUUCAAAUAUACAAUGUCAGGGUUGACGAGGUCAAAAUCAAACUGAAGGGUCAUCAGAAACCGAUCACAGGGCUUGCAUUUUCACAGGCACUGAAUGUGCUGGUGUCUUCUGGAUCUGAUGCACAGCUAUGUGUUUGGAACAUCGAUGGGUGGGAAAAAAGAAUAGCUAGGCCAAUACAGACACCAUCUGGUCAGUCAGCUCCUCUGGCUGGGGAUACUAGAGUUCAGUUCCACAAUGAUCAGACUCAUUUGCUUGUGGUUCAUGAAAGCCAAAUUGGUAUCUAUGAUAGCCAACUUGAGUGCUUGCGACUGUGGUCUCCAAGAGACUCUCUUUCUGCUGCCAUAUCAAGCGCGAUAUACUCAUGUGACGGUCUGCUGAUAUUUGUUGGAUUUUCUGAUGGAGCUAUUGGAAUUUUUGAUGUGGACGGGCUGAGGCUCCGAUGUCGAAUAGCAUCCUCUGCCUACAUAGGUUCUUCAAUUUCCAGCAGUAGCGGUGCCUUUCCUGUGGUAAUCGCAGCACAUCCAACUGAUUCUAACCAGUUUGCGCUUGGAAUGAGCGAUGGUUCAGUUCAUGUCAUUGAGCCAUCAGAUGGUGAGCCAAAGUGGGGUGGACCAGUCCCCCAAGAAAAUGGAUCCCUGCCUACCAUUCCCUCAAAUUCAGCCUUAAAUAGUCAGCCUUCUGAAACACCCUCUAGGUGAAAUUGUAAAACCCAAGUGCAAUCCUUGUACUUUUAGUUUCGAAUGUUCAACUAGACAGUUAGUUUAUGUUUUAAUAUACCCAAAUUCGAAGAGUCUAAUUUUACUGUGAUAGUAAAAUUUUUGUAGGAGUAGACCGUUGGUCAUUUAGGUAGAAGGUAUAUUUUACAGUCUUAUACUUGCAUGUUUCUCUCUUUAACAUUUUAGCUUUAUGAUGCAAGAGGAAAAAAAGAUUUGGAUUUUAA
Molecule: messenger RNA, 4021 nt
Organism: Daucus carota subsp. sativus
Lineage: Eukaryota; Viridiplantae; Streptophyta; Magnoliopsida; Apiales; Apiaceae
Product: protein TOPLESS-RELATED PROTEIN 2
Exons: 26
Coding region: 381-3779 (1132 amino acids)
Biological process (GO): regulation of DNA-templated transcription
Molecular function (GO): protein binding
Source: RefSeq, a predicted model, not a curated record